UCAUUCAACAAAGGCAUUAGGCAUUGACAACUGACAAGAUAUUAGUAAAUUAAAAUUUUAGGUUGUUUUACAACAGUUGAAGAAAAAUAAUACCUUUUAAAGAGUAACUUUUAAAAGGUUUACAGUUUAUUCAUUAUAGUAUAAAAUGCUAUCUCAACGGUAUUUAUUAAAACGUGGGCUUCCUACAUAUAUUCAACACGCUGAGGCUCACCGCAAACCUCGGUGGCUGCCUGUUGCUAAAAGUAAAAUAUAUCGAAUUCCAAAACGCCCUGAAAUAUCCGAGGAUGAACGGUUAGAAUUGAGACGAAUAAACAAUGCUUAUAACACACAAAUGCGUGCCAUUAGGAGGUUUUAUGUGGAAGACUGGGUACGAGAAAAAUCCUCUCUAGAAAGUGCGACAUCGGAGAUGUCUCAACGUUUAGAAGCCGACGAAUGGUUGAAAUGUGAAGAACUCAAUGAUAAGUGGAAUAAACAAAUAGCUGCUGACCGAGAAGAGAGACGAAAGAAGGAACUCGAAGCUAUGGAAGAAUUCGCUCUUUUGAGAAUGGAAACUAAAGACAAGGCAUUAAAGGAAAGAAUUGAAAGAGCUUCAGAAAAAAUUAAAAAAGAAAAGGAAUUGAGUACAACUUUUGUCACACGUGAAAAUUUAGAAGAAACAAUUGAAAAUGUUUUAGCAAACCCUAUUGAUUACAACUUUGCAAUAGACCUUAAAGGAAAUAUCUGUGAAGGAAGAGAAACAGAAUAUGAAGAUAAGAAAAGGGCUGAUUCUGCAAACUAAUCUAUUUGAUAUAUAUAUACUAUUAGAUUAAUAAAUAUUUAUAGGCAUCUGU
Pieris rapae (cabbage white) is the source of this 830-nucleotide messenger RNA. It is a transcript of the gene mRpS26, whose product is annotated as probable 28S ribosomal protein S26, mitochondrial. The transcript has 2 exons. The coding region runs from base 146 to 778 and encodes 210 amino acids. Lineage: Eukaryota; Metazoa; Arthropoda; Insecta; Lepidoptera; Pieridae. The record is from RefSeq and is a predicted model, not a curated record. Gene Ontology annotation, cellular component: mitochondrial small ribosomal subunit.